AUGCUUUGUUCAGAUCUCAUACUGGGAAAUGUGUCCCAAACAUCUUUAACUAAGCUACUAAGUCACACUGAUGUCAUUAUUCAUAUGCACCUUAGGGAUGGUGAGAGAAUUGACAUCUGCAGUUAUGCUCAAUGCACAGAUAGAGACUGUGAAUGCAAAUCAGAUAUCCACUUUGUUAAGCCAUUGUCGGAUAGAUCUUGUUCAGUCACGUUACAGCUUCAUGCUGGUUGUUACCAUGACGUUUACACAGAAUUGAUGAAGGAUUCUUUUCCUGAUUUGAUUAUAGCGCCAAAUGCUGGUAUCGCUGCUUACAAGAGCUGGUUGCCAACUAUUGAACUGAUAAAGGAGAUCAAAGUCCCAGCAGUUUUCUCUGAUUUCUGUGAAGAAGCUUCACUUUUGGCAACUCGUUGCAUCAGCAGCAUAACUGGCUCACCUCCCAGCAUUCCUAUCCAGUUAAAUCCCUUCAGGCAACCUCUUGCAAUUGAAGACAGUGCUCUAUUACUUCCAUGCUAUUCAAAUUGCUUUCUUUUUGGUAUAUGA
Molecule: messenger RNA, 540 nt
Organism: Coffea arabica (coffee)
Lineage: Eukaryota; Viridiplantae; Streptophyta; Magnoliopsida; Gentianales; Rubiaceae
Source: RefSeq, a predicted model, not a curated record